UACUACCAAAAUAAGAAACAUAAAUAACAGUAUAACACAAAGCAUAGUAUCUUUCAAUAUUUGAAACGACAAAAAAAAAAACCGAUGUUGUUCUUCAGCGUUAGUUGCUGAAAAGGUGAAAAGAUGAGGCAGAGUGAAUUCAAUUGCGCAGUGGAGCUGCAAAUAAAUCUCAAAGUCCAUUUACUUUGUGGCGAAAAUGACAAUGAGCUUGAGGCGUCGCUUAACUGGUAAUGCUAUUUCUAGAUUUCUUCCUUGCUGUCUCUCUUCUUCUUCUUAUCCCCUUUCCCCUUUCUUUUCUGCUUUUCAAUUUCAUUCACGCAAUCAUUACUCCAUUGUAACUGAUGUUAUUGAAGAUCGUAAGUUGUUUCUUCAAUCAGUUAGAGAACACUGCAAAUUAGGGUUUUCAAAUCUCAAUUUCCCCCUUUCUCUCUUCCAUCAAAUGCUCUCUUUGCGCCCUCUUCCUUCUAUAAUCGAUUUCACUCAACUCUUCACUGCCAUGUCCAAAUUGAAACACCUUCAACCUCAAUCCAUCAUCAUCUCUCUCAUCAGAAACCUUGAAUUGUCAGGUAUUCGACCCGAUAGGCACUCUAUUGGUAUUCUCGCCAAUUGUCACUGUCAUUUGGGCCGUGUCGAUUUCGGCCUCUCUCUUAUGGGAAAAUGCCUUAAACUUGGAUACCCCCCCAACUGUUAUACCUUUAACACCUUAAUUAAUGGUUUUAUCCACUGUGAUAAGCUUCCUCGAGCUCUUCAAUUGCUCCAUCAAAUUGUUAAGCUAGGUUUCCAACCCGACAUUAUUACCUAUGGUGCUAUUUUCAAAGGCCUUUGUCGGAUUGGUGACAAUGCUGCUGCCCUCCACUUGCUUAGGAAAAUGCAAUCAGGAACUUGUGAGCCUGAUCUUGUCAUAUAUAGUACCAUCAUUGAUAGUCUCUGUAAGGAUAGGCUGUUGAAAGAGGCCCUCGACCUGUUCAACGGCAUGAAAAGUGAGGGCAUUAUACCUAAUGUUAUCACUUAUACCUCCUUGAUUAGAGGUCUCUACAACUCCGGCUCCAAGGUCGAGGCUAAAGAUAUGCUAGGUCAGAUGUUGGAGUGUGACAUAGCGCCAGAUGUUACCACCUUCAACAUGCUGGUUGACAUGUUUUGCAAAGAUGGUAAUGUUGAUGAAGCACGAGCUAUUCUAGACUACAUGAUUGAGAGAGGUGAGAUUCCAAAUGUCAUAACUUACAGUGCUUUACUUGAUGGUUAUUGUUUGCGUGGUCAUGAGGAUGCGGAAAAACUACUUGAUUUGAUGGCCAAGAAUGGUUGUGAGCCUGGUAUUGUUAGUUUUAGCACUAUCAUUAAUGGAUAUUGCAAGGCUAGAAACAUGGACAAGGCCCUCAACUUGUUCCAAGAAAUACUUCAGAAAGGGAUGACACCUAAUGUUGUUACCUAUACCACUCUUAUUGAUGGACUAUGCAAAGUCAAUAGACUCCCACUUGCACGUAAACUGUUCAAGGAUAUGCAAGGCCAUGGAGUUACUCCUGAUGUUGUCACAUAUGGUUCAUUGCUUGAUAGCUUAUGCAAAAAUGCUUUACUUGAUGAGGCAGUGGCAUUACUUGAAGAAAUGGAGAAUAAUGGUGUUAAGCCUACUGUUGUCAUAUAUGGUAUCCUAAUGGACAGCUUGUGUGAGGCUGGGAAACUUGAAGAUGCAGCAAAAAAUUUCUCGGAUCUUGUAUUGAGAAGGCUAGAACCUAAUGUUAAAAUAUACACAAUUUUGAUGAAAGGCUUCUGCAAGAAAGGCCUUAUGGAUGAAGCUAAUCAACUGUUGAGGAAAAUGGAGGAUGAUGGUUGCUCUCCUAAUGAAUUUACCUAUAAUACAAUCAUUAGAGGAUAUAUUCUCAAAAAUGACUUGACAAAUGCAUCGUAUUAUUGUGAUCUUAUGGUUAGCAAGGGAUUAAAAGGCGAUGCUAACACUUUCUCGUUACUGGUUGGCCUAUUGUCGUCUGGUAACUUGAGUGAUUCAUCUAAGGCUCUUCUUACGAAGUUCUUGAAAUUACCUGAGUAAGAUGAUUGCAAAUUGCAACUAUUGCUGAUACAAUUUUCGUUGUUUGCUUCAAGUAUUCAAGUAAGCAUACUCUUUGAGGAAUUAGGCAUCAAACAUCAGUGUGAUAUUCUGUGUUAUGUACUUGGCUUUUAUGUAUGUAAUUCCUAGUUGUAUUAUCUUUGAGCUGAUUAUAGCUAGCUGGCAUCUUGUGGAAAAUGAGUCAAUAUCUCUGGAAACAUGAGCUUCUAGUCA
Molecule: messenger RNA, 2272 nt
Organism: Beta vulgaris subsp. vulgaris (sugar beet)
Lineage: Eukaryota; Viridiplantae; Streptophyta; Magnoliopsida; Caryophyllales; Amaranthaceae
Product: putative pentatricopeptide repeat-containing protein At1g12700, mitochondrial
Molecular function (GO): protein binding
Source: RefSeq, a predicted model, not a curated record